Molecule: messenger RNA, 990 nt
Organism: Populus nigra (black poplar)
Lineage: Eukaryota; Viridiplantae; Streptophyta; Magnoliopsida; Malpighiales; Salicaceae
Product: NEDD8-conjugating enzyme Ubc12
Exons: 6
Coding region: 185-736 (183 amino acids)
Biological process (GO): protein neddylation
Cellular component (GO): nucleus
Molecular function (GO): NEDD8 transferase activity
Source: RefSeq, a predicted model, not a curated record
CCAGAGGGGGUGGGUCCCGCCUUCAUUACUCGUAAAUAAUUUGCAUAGCCAAAUCUGUGUGCACUGUGCAACAGAGAAAUUUCCCUUUCCCCUCGUUUUAUAAAAAGGCUUGCUCGUAAAUCCAAAAAAAAAAACUUACUCCUCUUUUUCUCUCUGUGGAUUUUCCUCGAACAGAUAAGGAGCUAUGAUUCGGCUAUUUAAAGUGAAGGAAAAGCAGAGAGAACUUGCUGAAAAUGCUAAUGGUGGCGUGCCGAUCAAGAAGCAAAGUGCUGGAGAAUUGCGUCUUCAUAAAGAUAUUUCUGAGCUGAACUUACCUAAAUCAUGCACCAUGACGUUCCCCAAUGGCAAGGAUGACCUUAUGAGCUUUGAGGUUUCUAUCCGGCCAGAUGAAGGAUAUUAUUUAGGUGGAACAUUUUUGUUCUCUUUCCAAGUUUCCCCAAUCUACCCACACGAAGCACCAAAAGUUAAAUGCAAAACCAAGGUCUACCAUCCAAACAUCGACUUGGAAGGAAAUGUCUGUCUCAAUAUCUUGCGAGAAGAUUGGAAACCUGUCCUCAAUAUAAACACUAUCAUUUAUGGAUUAUAUCAUCUCUUCACGGAACCAAAUUACGAGGAUCCCCUUAAUCAUGAUGCUGCAGCAGUGUUGAGGGACAACCCAAAGAUGUUUGAAUCUAAUGUGAGAAGGGCUAUGACUGGCGGGUAUGUGGGGCAAUCCUUCUUUCCACGGUGUAUUUAGGUUCUAUGUGGUGGUACAUGGUGCCAAUUCAAAUGUGUUAUCAAUGCUUGAAUGCCCGUGGUUGUAAAAUUUAUUUUCAAAUUACGUUGUCAUCCUUUUUGAUUCUCUGGGUGGAGCUUGGGGCCUUAGUUCCUAGGAUUACCAUGCAACUGAAAACACAAACAUAAUCUGUAUGCUAUUGUAACUCUUGGAUGCAAUUUGUAUGUCGACUUGUUAUAUUAUUUAUUUCAAUGUGGAGUGAGGUUAGAUAAGAA